CCGAAUAUGUUCGUCAUUUGUUAAAACUUUCAUAAGGUUGUCCUACUAUCGCUUUUAUUUUAUGCAGAAGGGAGUCAUGAAGGACACCCAUUGAGAGCAGUGUUCUGCGUUCUUCUUAGUCAUCAAGCUUUACUAUUUCGUGCAUGAUUGAUAAAUCUUGAAUCUCUGACCUCAAGCUUUUGUCAGGAACUUCGUUGUGCUUUACAAGUGGUCACUUAUUUACGGUUUCCAGCGGUGUGGAAGUACAGUAUUGUUGAUCAGAUACGCUGUGUUGUGUAAAUUCUGUGGAUGAUAUGGCGCACAAGUACACAUCACGUCGCGCUGACAAGCAGACAUCGGUACUGCAAAUGGGUUCCAAUGUCUCUGCGAAUCAAGCUGUUCAUGUGAACGAUAAUACAAAGUAUUCACGAUCAGAAAAUCCUGUGGACCUUCUUGACUUGGAGAAUUUGUCCCUCCGUGAGCGGGGUGGGGCACAGGCCAGUUUUUCGGUAAAUGCUGCUGCGGCAGGGUGUUUGAAGACGAGGACGGUGUUUGCAGCCACGAUUAUCGAAUGCAAGAACGUGUUCGGUCAUAUUUUGCCUGACACGAUUGCUGAUAGAUUCAUGCACUUCGGACAGGUCCUUGAAGUGGAAUGUGAUGAACUGUACAAACCUACUAAGCUGUACUCAAACGAUCCUUACUUGAACGUGGACGAGACAGUUUCUGAGCAGGAAUUACUCAAGUAUUGCUCCAGCCAGCUUCUGAGAAACGUUUACGUGCGAUUUGCCUCUGUUGGAGCUGCAGUCUCUGCAGUCGACACAUUAGCUCGCAUUGGAUGCCACACGCGUCGCCUUCUAGAUCCCCGUGAGAUGGAUAGUUUUUCUGUUUACUUGUGCAACUUACCCAAGAUGAUGACAAAAGAGCAACUUGCUGACAUGGUAUCCGCUGUCGGCGAAGUGUUGCUCUCUUGGAUAGUUGGGCAGAACAGUUCAGGUGAUGCAAAUGUGACCAAUAAGGAGUGUAGCUGCGGCUUUGUGCGGAUGCGUAAAGCUGCUGAUUGUGUGACUGCCGUUCGACAUUUCCACGGGAUGCGACUUCCUGGUUCACCAUUCCCACUGGUUGUUCGACUUGGACACAAAAGGAAGUUUGUGAAUCGUCCCACGAGGUUUUCGUGCACUCACCGCCCAGCUGUCAUUACUUAUGGGAAGGUUGUUCGUCAGUUGAAUCCCCUGUGGGAUGCCAUCUUCUUCUUUCCUCCAGAUAUAUCCUUGAAAAAAGAUGAAAAGCCCUGCUUCACUACUCAACCGAAGUCAGGUGGGAAUCAGCGUUACGUAAUGCUGCCUACAAAUGCAAUGAUAAGGUUCAAUCAUCAGUUGCUUGGAUCCUGCUGUUCGUACAUUCAGUAUGCGUCAUCGUCCGAUUUGAACAAGGACAGUAGCAUGUUGCAAGGAGAGAAAUCUGGCAAGGAAACUCGAGGAACUUCUGCAAACUCUCCCUACGUCUCUAAUCCGUUUUAUGGGAUGACAUUCCUGGAAGAAAGUACGCAUAUUAGCCCUUACCCUAACCCAUGGAAUGAGCCCAUGCCAUUCCCGACACAGACUGAAGAUGAUUUGCCAAACCCUGCGCCCAACUACGAUCAGCUUGAAGAGCUGGCCAGCGAAGUGCAAUGGGAUGUUGUGCGUUGA
Molecule: messenger RNA, 1664 nt
Organism: Notodromas monacha
Lineage: Eukaryota; Metazoa; Arthropoda; Ostracoda; Podocopida; Cyprididae
Source: the annotation of a GenBank genome assembly